Molecule: messenger RNA, 324 nt
Organism: Pipistrellus nathusii (Nathusius's pipistrelle)
Lineage: Eukaryota; Metazoa; Chordata; Mammalia; Chiroptera; Vespertilionidae
Source: the annotation of a GenBank genome assembly
AUGCGUCCGGACCAGGCCUCGGCUUGGUACCGGCGCAUGUCCACUGUGUACGCUUUGGGCACCUGGACCGUGCUGGGCGCCUUGAUUUUCUCCGGCCGCAAAAAGAGCAAGUCACUAGGUGAUGAAGUAGGACAAAAAGAUGUCUCAACAUAUGAAAGCCCUGAGUCAAGUGAUGAAUUAGCCCUAAGGAAUGAAGUAACUGAGCCCCCAAAAGGGUUUUACGUGGAAACGAUUGUCACAUAUAAAGAAGAUUUUGUUCCAAUUACUGACAAGAUCAUCAACUAUUGGAAAUCAUGGACUGGUGGCCCUGGACCAGAAUCAUGA